GGUCCGCCAAAAACGGGUACUGAUUUUCCACGGCCGUCGACCAAUCCAAACGUGGCCGAGGCGGUGCUCGGGAGGACGCCCAUCUCGACCAUCGACGGCGGCGGUCGUCGUCGCCGUUAGCCGUCCGCCACUCGCAGUCCGUCGCGCGCAUCGUAUCCAACCGCAUCGCCGUAUCGUUAUUAAAUAUUUUCGCUAUCACUACUAUUAUCACUAUCAUCAACAUCAUCAUCGUUACGAACCGCUUUCCGACGUCGAAAUAUAUACGCGACCAACGAUUUACAUACCGUUUUUAAUGGAGUUCUCGCACGUCAGCCGUACGGUAAGAUUAUCGUGGUGACGUGGUUUUUUCAUCGAAAUGCAUUUCAGUCGACGUCGCGCCUAACACACGUCGUGGAAGUUCAUAACGCGAUUCGUUCCGUUCACCGAUACCGGCACCGCGCAGGUAUAAGCAGUAUUCGCGCACGCGUGCAAACCAGUUCUGUAUACCGCUGCGGCUACGAAAUGGUCGACGAAACCAAGUGCAGCUCGGUCGAGGACGGUACCACCACGGACGAGGAUCGCGACGUGCGUGUGGAUUCCGGCGGUUCGGACGAGGAGCUGUGCAUGGACGAAGAGGACGAGGACGACGUAUCGCCCACCUCGGCGGCCGCGCCCGGCACCCUGACGUUCGGCAUCUCCCGUCUGCUGGGCGGUGGCGGCGUCGGCGGAGAAACGUCCAAGCGUUCCGUGUCCAACGGCAUGGCCGCGGCCGCCGUCUCGGGGCCCGCCGAGGCGCUUGCGUCGUUGUACGCGGCCGGCCACCACGCGGCCGUGUUCGGGCUACACCAUCAUCUGCACCAGCAGCACCAGCACAUGGCGGCCGCGGCAGCGGCGCACCAGGCCGCCGCCAAGCCGACGGACGACAAACCGUCGUCGUAUCUGCAGUACACGGGCGCCGCGGGCGUCAUCAAAGUGCCCGCGCACAGGCCGCACCCGUCCGGCGGCGCGCCCGGCCAGAUGCCGUCCCCGUGGGCCGCAGCCGCCAUGGACCCCGUGUCGUUUAUGCAGCGCAAUGCUUUUCUGUUCGCCGCCGACAAGAAUCGACUGGCAGCCGGCUGUGCCGGCGGACUUCUUGGUACUCGGCGCAUCGGACAUCCGUACCAGAACCGGACACCUCCCAAGAGGAAAAAGCCCCGAACGUCGUUUACACGCAGUCAAAUAUCACAGCUCGAGGAGAAAUUCAACAAACACAGAUAUCUGUCUUCCGUGGACCGAGCGGCUCUGGCAAAAGCACUCAAGAUGACCGAUGCGCAGGUCAAGACGUGGUUUCAAAAUAGACGAACCAAAUGGAGACGUCACAUGAUGGAAGAACGAGAAGCUCAAAGGCAGAUGGCCACGAAAAUGAUGCAGUCCAUGAUGGACGAAAGGGACGGUGGCGUGCGACUGGGCGCGCUGCAGGGUCUACAGCCCUGGUCGCCUGCCACCAUGUCGCCCGGUGGUAGUGGUCCCGGUGGCGUGGGCGCGUCCGUCGUUGCCCCACAACCGCCGCCCGGACACUUUUCUCUGUCGCAGCCGACGGUCGCUUCUCCUAUGUGUUAGUCCCUGCACGAACCCACACGCACGCGCACGCACGCGCACACAGCUGCCAGAGAAACGAGUGUUUUCAGCUUAUUAUAAUAAUUGUAUUACAUCUUUCCUCGAUGCGUUAGAAAAUGUAUUUAAUACGAGGAAGAAAAAACAUAUCACGAAAAACAUACGUGUGAUACAGUAAUUUAGUCGUUUUAUCAUUGUGUACAGAGAUCAGUAUUUUUAUUGCGUACAAUAUGUGCUCGUGUGUGUACGUGUGUACGUAUAAGAAGUGUUCGCAAGCGAAUGUGUGUACGAAUACGUGCGUGAAUGAACGUAACAUUUUACUAUGAUUUCACGAAAUAUAACUAUGAUAAAUGCAUAUCACUAUAUCGUACUAGUAAUAAUCAUGUUAAAUACAUUCGCCUGUACCGAGUGAUAUUUUUUCAUUACGCUUCAUCGCAGAUUAUUGAUCAGUGUCGUAUGCAAAGUGUGAUAAAUGUAAAAUAAAAAUUACCCCUUAAUGUGGUACGCUGUUACGACGUGAUGAAAUCGUACACCGCAAUGGACUGUAGUUCGUUCAUAUUAUAAACGGUGCAAAAACACAGAUAGUCUCAUUAAAAUUAUAAUAUAUUUGACCGAACGGGUCGAUUAUUUGUUGUUGAACGCGAAUUCUUAUUAUUAUUAUUGUUUUAUGUGUAUUAUUUAGUCAUCAUUUCAAGAUUUCUUAAUUGACUUCUUUCGUACACACCACCCCUCGUCCUAUUUAUAUUUUAAAAUGUAUGUUAUUGACAUUUUUAUCGUUAUAACAUAAUUUAUAUCCAACGUAAUUUCACACACACAUACACACACGCACACCCUAAUAUAUGUAAAGAGUAGAAGUAUAGAAGUUCAUAGGUACGUUUGAUGUGUAUUAUGUAUAAUAAAAUAUUUAUUAUUUUGUACAGAAUAUGGUGUACAUAUAGUUAUAAAAUAAGUAA
Messenger RNA from Sipha flava (yellow sugarcane aphid), 2525 nucleotides. RefSeq names its product T-cell leukemia homeobox protein 2-like. Bases 502 to 1578 code for a protein of 358 amino acids. The transcript has 3 exons. Lineage: Eukaryota; Metazoa; Arthropoda; Insecta; Hemiptera; Aphididae. Gene Ontology annotation, molecular function: RNA polymerase II cis-regulatory region sequence-specific DNA binding; DNA-binding transcription factor activity, RNA polymerase II-specific. Gene Ontology annotation, biological process: regulation of transcription by RNA polymerase II; animal organ development. Gene Ontology annotation, cellular component: nucleus. The record is from RefSeq and is a predicted model, not a curated record.